GCAGUGAGGGCGGAGCGUGAGCCGCAUGAAGCGCUUCUGUCAUAAGACUCAGUCACAUGAUAAUCUUGAUCUCUGCCUGUUUCUCCGCCUGAGACUUUAUUCAUCUGCUGUUGUUGAAGAUGUCGGAGGACCGAGAGCCUCCACCGGUGACCGACCAUCAAAACGCGGAGCUGGAGGACUCUGAGGCCGCGGAGGAGCUGUUCGUCAGCGGGAUGGAGUCUCCAGAAGGUCUCCAUGUUCCCUCAGAAGUGGCCAGCGGUGGAUCGAACGGCCCCAAAGCAGAGCAGAUCCUGCUGGACGACGACACCGAGGACCUGUUCGCCGAAGCCACAGAAGAAGUUUCUCUGGACAGUCCAGAGCGUCAGCCGAUCCUCUCUGACGGCCCAUCGCCUGCCAUCACACCCGUCACACCUGUCAGUAUUGGGAGCAGAGUAGAGCUGGGGGCCUUCGACCGCUCACCUGAGGAGGAUGAAGAUGAGCAGGAGAGCAGAGACACACUCGACAUCCAGAUCUCCGUCUCAGACCCGGAGAAAGUGGGUGACGGCAUGAACGCAUACAUGGUGUAUAAAGUGACUACAAAGUCGUGUCUGUCGGUGUUCAGCAGAUCAGAGGUGUGUGUGAGGAGGCGGUUCAGUGAUUUUCUGGGUCUGCACAGUAAACUGGCCUCCAAAUAUCUGCACGUCGGCCUCAUCGUGCCUCCUGCACCGGAGAAGAGCAUUGUGGGAAUGACGAAGGUGAAAGUGGGUAAAGAGGACCUGUCGUCUGUGGAGUUUGUGGAGAAGAGAAGAUCAGCUCUGGAGAGGUAUCUGAUGAGGACGGUCAAACACCCAGCGCUGCUCAAAGAUCCAGACGUCCUGCAGUUCCUGGAGAGCUCAGAGCUGCCGCGAGCGGUUAGCACUCAGGCGCUGAGCGGAGCCGGAAUAUUGAGGAUGGUAAACAAAGCAGCCGACGCCGUCAACAAGAUGACCAUCAAGAUGAAUGAAGCGGAUGCGUGGUUUGAGGAGAAGCAGCAGCAGUUUGAGAAUCUGGAUCUUCAGCUCAGGAAGCUUCAUGCUAGUGUGGAGUCGCUGGUGUGUCACAGGAAGGAGCUGUCAGUGAACACGGCUCUGUUUGCGAAGAGUGCUGCAAUGCUGGGGAACUCGGAGGACCACACGGCUUUGUCCCGGGCCCUCUCUCAGCUGGCCGAGGUGGAGGAGAAGAUGGAUCAGAUGCACCAGGAUCAGGCCUACGCUGACUUCUACCUGUUCUCAGAGCUGCUGGGGGAUUACGUGCGUCUGAUCACUGCCGUCAGGGGUGUGUUUGACCAGCGCAUGAAGACCUGGGCUAAAUGGCAGGACGCACAGGUGAUGCUGCAGAGGAAAAGAGAAGCUGAAGCCAAACUGCAGUACGCAAACAAACCCGACAAACUGCAGCAGGCCAAAGACGAGAUCAAGGAGUGGGAGGGUAAAGUCCAGCAGGGUGAGAGAGAUUUUGAGCAGAUCUCCAAAAACAUCCGUCGAGAGGUGGGCCGGUUCGAGAAAGACCGAGUGAAGGAUUUCAGAAUCGUCGUCGUCAAAUAUCUGGAGUCUCUCGUUCACACACAACAGCAGCUCAUCAAAUACUGGGAGGCGUUCUUACCUGAAGCCAAAGCGAUCGCGUAAUCUGCGGGAUGUGUUUCUGGAAUAAUCCCCCACACAGACUCUGAUGAUUAACCCUAAUGAUAGCACUACAGUAAUAAACACACGAUCUGCAUAAUUCUCUCCAUCAGUAUUUAUCACUCCAUCAUGCGCUCCGGACUCUUCUGCGUAUAUAUAAAUAUGUAUAUUUUAUUAUUUUGCUUUGUAGCCUGAAAUUUUUGGGGAAUGUUUCCGUUGAUUCAUUGUUCUAACAGAUUUUUUAAUCACAAGUAUUUUUUACUCUGCAACAGUAUCUGAAUAUUAAUAAAGGAAUGAGCUGUAUCAGAAGCUUCA
Messenger RNA from Danio aesculapii, 1949 nucleotides. It is a transcript of the gene snx2, whose product is annotated as sorting nexin 2. The transcript has 15 exons. NCBI's taxonomy places the organism in Eukaryota, Metazoa, Chordata, Actinopteri, Cypriniformes, Danionidae. Gene Ontology annotation, molecular function: phosphatidylinositol binding. The record is from RefSeq and is a predicted model, not a curated record. Gene Ontology annotation, biological process: intracellular protein transport; early endosome to Golgi transport. Gene Ontology annotation, cellular component: endosome membrane; retromer complex; endosome. Bases 120 to 1640 code for a protein of 506 amino acids.